Ogataea philodendri is the source of this 2703-nucleotide messenger RNA. RefSeq lists its product as uncharacterized. Gene Ontology annotation, cellular component: Golgi apparatus. The record is from RefSeq and is a predicted model, not a curated record. NCBI's taxonomy places the organism in Eukaryota, Fungi, Ascomycota, Pichiomycetes, Pichiales, Pichiaceae. Gene Ontology annotation, molecular function: alpha-1,3-mannosyltransferase activity. The transcript has a single exon. The coding region runs from base 1 to 2703 and encodes 900 amino acids. Gene Ontology annotation, biological process: protein O-linked glycosylation.
AUGACGCUGUUUGCGAUGAAUCUCUUGUACAACCUCAAGAGAUCAAACGGUGUGAUCAUCGAGCUCGAUGACGAGUACGCCGGAACCUUCAAGGAAAAAUACCUCAAGACCAUCACAUCCAGAGACCAGCUGUACACCGACGAGUUCUACCAAAAAAUGUCCGUGAUGGGCCAGCUUGACGACCUUGUCAAUGAGCCAAUUGAGACCGUCUCGUUCAACGAAACGAAAAAUCCUUAUGACGUACUCAAGGAAAAGUAUCCAAACAGCGAGGAUUAUGCUAACCUGGGAACCACAGAAAAGGCAAAGAUCUACUUCAAAGAUAUCCUCCCAGCCACAGGGUUCCAGUUCAGACCUAUCCAGGAAGCUAUCUACAGAGAUAUCUACAAUCCUAAAAAAUAUCUCGAAACAAGACUCUCCAAAUGGCUGAGACUGAAAGAGGUGCUUACUCAAGAAGAAAUGCACCACCUCGAACUCACAGAUGAGGUGUUCAAGGAGAACCUGCUGAAAAUUAAGGAACGGAAACUCAAGGUCAACGAAAACUCGUCCAAGGAGAUCCUCAACUCGCUCGACCACAUGAAGUUUGUCAACUCAUUCCUUUUCAAGAAUGACCAGCCUUUCGAAGACACUGAGCUUGAAGGAUUGUGUCCCGAAGCAAUGAAGGUCGUCUACCCAUGGCUCUCUGGCUACCUGCCAACCUUUACCAAAUACAACAAGAGAUUGGAGAAGUCAGAACAAUUCCCAUUGGGCGACGAAGGAUCCUCCAACGGGUGUAUUUUGAAGAACAUUCAGAACCACCUAUCUGGUCGUGGAAUUGUGAUCACCGCUUCGGAUGGACAAGUUCCAGAACUGAGCGCAUUACUAGCUUUGCUGAGAGUUUCUGGAAACCAGCUCCCAUUACAGAUUUUCCACAACAAUGACUUGAGCCUGAACUCGAUUAAGAAACUUGUUGAGGUUGCUACAGACCCAGUGAUGAGACUUCCUAAGGGAACUAAGUUUACCAAGACCCCAACUCUUGACCUCACGUUUGUGGACGUCUCCAAAACAAUCAUCUUCCGUUACAAGCACUACUUCCAAAGAUGGUAUAUGAAGCUGCUGGCCUACUUGUUCAGUUCGUACGAAGAGAUCAUUGUUCUUGAUACCGAUACUAUUCCAUUGCUUAACAUUGAACAAUACUUCCAAUUGCCUGCUUACAGAGACACAAAGACGCUCUUCUUCAGAGACAGAGAAGCCAACUCGUUCCUUUACGAGGGAAUCAUGAAAUUCUUCAGACAAUAUCUCAAUAACGAUGACGAUCGCAACUAUCUCCAACUGAAAACCCCUAGCGAGGGCAUCACUAAAAACAGAUUCUUUGGCGAAAUGGCCAGACACUACAUGGAGGCGGGAUUAUUUGCCAUUGACAAAAAGGCCAAGUUUGACGGUGUUGUUAUGGCUGUUGCACUCCCAUUUUUUAAGUUGAUUUCCAACUCGGUCCACGGAGAAAAAGAAUUCAUCUGGCUGGGACAGGAGUUCAUGGGCCAGACUUAUAGAUUCAACACGCACCCAGCAGUGGCAGUUGGUGAACUGACAGAGAGAAAGGGAGAAUCUGUUGCUAAUGAGCUUUGUUCUACCCAUCCGGGUCACAUUUCCGACGAUGGAAAGAACCUACUGUGGUUUAACUCAGGUUUCCUUACCUGUAAGCGUCCAGAGUCCUAUUAUAAAGAUGUGAAUUUCGAGAGAAACGAGGGUAAGGAUCUGCUUCAGCUGAAGAAGGAGUAUGCCUCUCCGCUGCACAUCACCAAGGCGCUGAUUCCUCCACCUGCCGAGUUCAGUUUGGAGGUUGACGGAAGCGAGCCAUCCAGAGGAUGGGUGAUGACUGCACAAUGUGAAAACUACCUUUGGUGCGCUUACGAUGUGAUCGGUGGUGGAACCAACGAGCUGAUUCCAAAGGGACAAAUUGUUUCUUUCAACGCCCAGGACACAGAAAAAUGGGACAAUUUGGGAACCAUCUGGGUUAACUACUUCAAGAUGGCCGGUAAGGGAACCAAGACCGAUAUGGGAUACGUUGAAGAUGAUGCGUAUGACGAGCUUGGACUCGACAAAGCCGACGAAGAAGAGUAUGAUACCGGAAACUCUCAUUCCAAGGGAGGAUUUGCCUCGUCUAGUGGCUCGUUUGGCGGUGCCAGCAAGUCCAGUAAGAAUGCAAAGCCUGCUGCCGACAAGCAGGAAAAAGGCAAUGGGCUCAAGAUUAAGAAGCCAACAAAGGGCGAAGAGUCUAAAGACGCAUUGGACUACGAGGAGUACGAAAAUGACGCGCCUGUCUCGGCUGGUAAACCGAAGAAGGCUGCUGGUACAGAUGCAAAGAAAACAGGAGCACAGUUCAGUGAUGCAGAUUAUUUCGAAAGCGCAAGCUCUGGAGUGAGCAAGGGAUUCAAAGAGACCGAUGAUUAUGACGCAAUUGUGAUGGACGACGAGGCUUCCCGAGAGAAAGCCGACGAGGCCAGCUCGCUGACCAAAGCAGGAAAGAACUUGAACGAGUUUUGGAACGCAUUUGGAUUUGGAUCGGGCAAUAAGCUCGACGCAUCUAAGUUGUCUUCGUAUGCGGACGACUCUGAAAUUAGUCUUGAAGACAUUGCUGCCAAAGGUGAGGACGAGCCUAAGGAAAACAAUGUUUUGGGCCAAGAGCUGUUGAAGGAGCUCCAAGACGCGGCUCUUGACCAGGUAUAG